GGGCGGGGCGCUUUUGCGGAAGCCGGCGGCGUCCGGUCCAGCCUCCUCCGGGAGCAAGCAGUUGGCGACCCCGCGCUAACCCGCGCAACUCUUUCCCGAUCCCCGAGUUCUCACACGGUGUCCGGACAGAUCGAAGCCAUGGCCAUUCUUUUUGCUGUUGUUGCCAGGGGAACCACUAUCCUUGCCAAACAUGCUUGGUGUGGAGGCAACUUCCUGGAGGUGACAGAGCAGAUUCUGGCUAAGAUACCUUCUGAAAAUAACAAGCUAACGUACUCACACGGCAAUUAUUUGUUUCAUUACAUCUGCCAAGACAGGAUUGUAUAUCUUUGUAUCACUGAUGAUGAUUUUGAGCGUUCCCGAGCCUUUAAUUUUCUGAAUGAGAUAAAAAAGAGGUUCCAGACUACGUAUGGUUCAAGAGCACAAACAGCGCUCCCAUAUGCCAUGAAUAGUGAGUUCUCAAGCGUCUUGGCUGCACAGCUGAAGCAUCACUCCGAGAAUAAAGGCCUAGAUAAAGUGAUGGAGACUCAAGCCCAAGUGGAUGAACUUAAAGGAAUCAUGGUCAGAAACAUAGAUCUGGUAGCUCAGCGAGGCGAAAGAUUGGAAUUAUUGAUAGAUAAAACAGAAAAUCUCGUGGAUUCGUCUGUCACCUUCAAAACAACCAGCAGAAAUCUUGCCCGAGCUAUGUGUAUGAAGAAUCUCAAGCUCACAAUCAUCAUCAUCAUCAUAUCAGUCGUAUUCAUCUAUAUUAUUGUGUCACCACUCUGUGGUGGAUUUACAUGGCCAAGCUGUGUGAAGAAAUAAAAAAGUUAUCAUUAACCAAGGAUACGAGAGAACAAGGAGUUAAAAGCAAUCCGUGUGAUUCAAGCCUUUUAAUACUGACAGAUGGUGUCUGCCAGUCUCUUCAACCCUCUUCUUUCUCUCUUUUUUUUUAAUAUUCUUCUAUGCCUCCAGAUUUAUCAUUGUCCUAUCAACCAAUUUAUUCCAGUGCACUUCAGACUGAACCAUUUAUUGCAGCAGUAGCCUUAAAAAGGCAUUUUGUUUCUUUGGUUUGUUAACUAGUGUCAUCUACUUAUAGAUACAUUUUUGUUUAUAACUGCACAAAGCUAUCACCAAGGUAGAAACCACCUGUCUUAUGAGCUGUCUACUGAAAUUAUGGAUGACCUUUGUGCACACAAAAGUUCAAGAGACAGAUAGUAUUGCUAACAUCUUGUCUUAAUGUCUUUUGAUUUUGAAGGGUUUUAAGUGCUUGAAAAUAAAAUACAUGGAAAAUUGUUGUUAUUUGGGGAAUUGUAAUUAAUUGUUGGUAUUUCUAGGAGCCCAAGCAGGUAAAGUAUUAAACAUUUUAUCUCAGUCAGAUGGGGAACGUUUUGCUAGCCUGUUAGAAGCAACAGAAUUAUCCUUGUCUGCCUAUUAUUAACUUUUAGGAAGAAAGUUUUGAUCAUUCACAAACCUCGCAGAGCUUGAUAUCCUCUGUUUCCCCAUUGCAGUUGAUUUGAGAAGACGGUGGUUUAAAUAUUGUUGAAGGUUGUGGUUUUUUACAUAUUCCUUUUUCUUUGGUGGCUAUUUAGGGCAAUUGUAUAGAUAAUAGAAUGGGUAGUGGAGGGAGUGGGGAGACACAUUCCUCUGGCUCACCAAAGAAAAAGAAGAGAACCACAGUGGAAAAGCCCAAACUGAAUAUAGUCAGCAAUCAACUCCAGGGUUUGGGUUUGACUGGUGUUGAAUAGUAGUUUGAGCAUCCUUUGUGGUUAAUAAGUUCUUUAAUCUACCUAGUUUUGAAGAAUUCUUUUGGGAAACUUGAGAGUAGACAGUAUGAUACAUAGAAACAGUACAAGACAUUUUAGCUAACAUCCAUGUAACUGCAGUGUGAAAAAAACUGGAGUGUAAUCAUACUGCUUUGGCUACUCUGGCAUCUGUUAGCUAGUGUGUACUUUUGGUGUGUAUCUGAAAGGACAGCAUUUGCUGCCCUAGAUCUAACUGCAUUUAUUUAUCAAUAAAUGCCAGUAAAUGGAAAUUAUAUUACAUUUGACUAUUUUCCCAAUGAAAGAACAAAUUGGUCUGUAAAACCUAGUCACCUGUUUAGCCUAAUCAUGUGCCUUGAAUAUUUGUGUGUCACAUAAUCUGGCACCUGCUACCUGUUCUUCCAUCUAUACCUUUCAAUUCAUGCUGAUUCGUUUAUUUGACAUAUUUUCAACCCCCUGGAACUCUUUUCCUGGUGAUCAUGUAUAGUGCAAAUGUUUUUUCAGUCCUCUUUAUCAACACUAAUGCCUUUUAAUUACAUCAGCAUUUCCUAUUGGAAAACACAUUUGUUCCAUGAAAACAUUUGGCAUUCCUUAAUAAUAAUUUCCAAAUGUCUUUAAUCCAAAGAAAAAGACUUAAAGCUUAUUUCCCUUUCUUAUACACACCUGAAUAAAAAUGAUGUGCAUGUUUUAGGGAUAAAUUACUUAACCAUCCCUUGAUCUAUUUAUGUAUAAGAAUGCUUUUUAAAGCACAUAUCUUGUUUUAAAUGAUGCACAAACUGAAGGCAUUAAUAAAAUUUAAGAGUAAUACAA
Balaenoptera musculus (blue whale) is the source of this 2549-nucleotide messenger RNA. It is a transcript of the gene VAMP7, whose product is annotated as vesicle associated membrane protein 7. The transcript is spliced from 8 exons. Gene Ontology annotation, biological process: exocytosis; vesicle fusion. The record is from RefSeq and is a predicted model, not a curated record. Gene Ontology annotation, cellular component: SNARE complex; membrane. Lineage: Eukaryota; Metazoa; Chordata; Mammalia; Artiodactyla; Balaenopteridae. Gene Ontology annotation, molecular function: SNARE binding; SNAP receptor activity. Bases 139 to 801 code for a protein of 220 amino acids.